This is a messenger RNA of Zophobas morio, 2201 nucleotides long. RefSeq names its product CTD nuclear envelope phosphatase 1 homolog (gene Dd). The record is from RefSeq and is a predicted model, not a curated record. Gene Ontology annotation, molecular function: phosphoprotein phosphatase activity. NCBI's taxonomy places the organism in Eukaryota, Metazoa, Arthropoda, Insecta, Coleoptera, Tenebrionidae. The coding region runs from base 159 to 890 and encodes 243 amino acids. The transcript has 6 exons.
UCACAAGAGUGUCAAGCUCUCUGGGUCGAUUUUAAUGGCGGUUAACAAAUCGGGUAAAAGUUAAAAUGUGAUAAGUAAAGUGAAACAAGGAAUCAACAAAACCCGCUGUAUCCUUCUUGUGUCUAAAUUGUGAGGAAGUGUAGAAAAAAAUAUUUUCAAUGUUGAAGCAAUUACAAAUGGGACUACGAGCAUUCAUGCUUCUAGCAUCUAGAGUUUGGACAUGUUUGUGUUUUAUGAUAAAAAAGCAAACUAGAGCUAUUAUUCAACACCAGUCGGUCAAAUACGAUUUGUUUCCUUUAUCACCGCUAUCAAGACAUAGGCUUAGUAUAGUAAAAAGGAAGGUUCUCGUUCUCGAUCUGGAUGAGACUUUGAUUCACUCACAUCACGAUGGGGUCGUACGCCAAACCGUUAGGCCAGGGACCCCUCCAGAUUUUGUACUUAAAGUAGUGAUAGACAGACACCCUGUACGGUUCUUCGUCCACAAAAGGCCACAUGUGGACUUCUUCCUAGAUAUAGUUUCUCAGUGGUACGAAUUGGUAGUGUUUACUGCCAGUAUGGAAAUUUACGGAGCUGCUGUAGCAGACAAGUUGGAUGCCGGACGAGGCAUCCUCCAGAGGCGGUUCUACCGUCAGCACUGUACUCCAGAUCUCGGCUCGUACACCAAGGAUCUGGGCGCCAUUUGCAAUGAUCUCUCCAGCGUCUUCAUCCUGGAUAACAGCCCCGGGGCUUAUCGCGCUUAUCCAGACAAUGCAAUCCCAAUAAAAUCGUGGUUCUCAGAUCCCACAGAUGUGGCGCUGCUCAACCUGCUUCCGGUCUUGGACGCACUCAGGUUCACGGCGGACGUGCGCUCCGUCCUGUCGCGGAACCUCCACCUGCAUCGACUUUGGUAGAACAGGUAAACACUCGUAGUGCUCAAUCUGUGAAGACAAUUGUGAUGUCUGUCACCCACACUUUGUUACUGAUCAUCUUCCACACUCCUAUCUACACAUCGGAAGUAACGUCAUUCAAACUAGUUGUAAUACUAUUUUUAUACUUUGUUUAUAUUCACUUGUUUGAAUUAUUUAUUUUAUCUGUGAAUUUUAUUGUUUACACAUGAAGGAGUAUACAUUUCAGCGUUAAAACUUGAUCAAUUUAUCAUUCCACGAUAAUUUAGUUUGCCACUGAUGAACUGUUGUACUCUUUCACGAAAUUUUAACCAUUUAGACCAAAGACAGUUGUUUCAUUAAGGUUAAAAUGUUGCUGUUAAUUCUAUGACUAGAACGUUUAUUGUACAGCAUUUUCAGCCUCCAUUCAUUAUUUUAAGAAUCUUGUGUACAUAUAAUCAGUGUAACAAGUAGCGUAAGUUUUUAAAACUCUGGAAAAUAUUUUCUGCAUCAGAAAAUAUUCAAUGUCUGUAUAGUUCAAUACAAUAAUUUUGCGUGUUCAAAAUUAUUGACUUUCUAGGUAAACUGUACAUAGUUUUUCAUAGAUCGUAGCUUUAUUAAACAAGGUGACAUUAGUUUAGAUUUUCGGCACCUUUGUCAUAUCAUAGUGGUGCCUCCACUAACACCAGAACGAUUUUUACUUUCUAUUUUGCUUCAACUAAUCUUCAGUUUGGCUGUACUUAACAAAAACGCAGUUGAGUUUAAGUAUUUCUAAGUCAAUACUUGCCGCGGUUUGGCCUGUAAAUAAAUACUUUGUACAAAUUGUGACGCUGUCUUAAUGUUGUCGAAAGUAUUAGGUCGCGAUAAGGUGCUAAUUCAACAUUGGUUGUAAUUCUAACACUUUUUUGCGUGGCACGUUUUUUUUUUUAAUACAUGGGACACUCUUAAGAAGUCACUUCUGUCUGGUAGACGACUCAGAUCAAACUCUUCCAAAUUUAAGACUGACCCAUUUGUGUAUUUAUUUUAAUGGUAGGAAUAUCAUUUCUUCAAACUACAUUCUAAUUUAUGCAAAAAACGUGACUUCUUAAGGUCUAUUGUAUGUAUGAACAGCCGUUUACUAGGUUGUACUUACUUUAUGAGUUUUCCGUUGUUAGAUUUAAAUGUUGUGAACUAGAAUGUUAGAGAUGAUGUAGGUACAACAUGACAUUAUUCAUUAGUUCUAAGAUCAUAUUGUAAAUACAUAUUUAAUUUCAGAACUGUACAGUAAGUCUAAUACAAACUUGGAACAAAGUACCUAAUAAAUGACCUUUUGCAGUGAAAUAAAACUAUUUAAGUAGA